AUGGCAUGCGAACUUGCACAAAAGAACAUCAGGGUGAACUCGCUGUCACCAGGUUUUAUUGAUACACCCAUGGUGGCACCAGUAUUGUCUGCGCAACCGCAACUUCAAGCUAUAUGGUCAGAACAAAGCUUCAUGAACAGGCUUGGCAAGCCUCACGAGCUGCGUGGAAUUGUGACAUGGCUGGCAUCCGAUUCAUCGAGCUUUUGCACGGGAAGCAACAUUGUUGUUGACGGUGGAUAUACCGCAUGGUAG
Suillus clintonianus is the source of this 252-nucleotide messenger RNA. RefSeq lists its product as uncharacterized. NCBI's taxonomy places the organism in Eukaryota, Fungi, Basidiomycota, Agaricomycetes, Boletales, Suillaceae. Bases 1 to 252 code for a protein of 83 amino acids. The transcript is spliced from 3 exons. The record is from RefSeq and is a predicted model, not a curated record.